AUGGCUUCAGUGAAACUUUGCAUCCUCUUCGCUUUGGUGGCCGCAGCCGUGGCUUCACCAGCUGUUGUCGACUCGUUGGAACAGGCUAGGGCCAUGUGCAGCGAUGAUGAACCAUUGGCUUGUCUGAAGUACAGGGCCAUGUCCUUCUUGGACAACAUCCUCAAGCAAGACAACUACAAACUCUCCGAAGAUGUCGAGAUCACCAGGAACGGCCGCUCCAACGAAAUCACCAGCAGAGGCAGCAGCUCUUUGGAAGAAUCCGUCGAGAACUACAUCCAAAGCCACGACGUCACCUUCAACCUUCCAAUCGUCGGCAGCUCAGUCACCUUGGGAGCCAGGAACUUGGACAACGAUGAGGUCGACCUUAAGAUGAAAUUCUCCGGAGUCGAAGAAGCCCGCAAAUCCAAGUUGAAGAAGAUCUUCAUCCCCAUCCUCGUCUUCGUCCUCCUGAAGGCCAUCACUCUGAUCCCACUCGCCAUCGGUGUCCUUGGAUUGAAGGCAUGGAACGCCCUCCAACUGUCUUUCUUCUCUUUCAUCGUCUCUGUAUCAUUGGCCGUGUUCCAAUUGUGCAAGAAGAUCGCCGCAGACAACGCUCAUCCACAGAUCGCCGCUCACAACCCGUGGGAGGCUCAGUACGCCGCCAGAUCCAUUGACGAUGCUGCCCAAGACAUGGCUUACAACGCUUACAGGCAGUAAACUUCGCUACCUCUGAUCGACUAUCAUCGACUGUGAAACGCUUACAU
Messenger RNA from Nicrophorus vespilloides, 743 nucleotides. RefSeq lists its product as uncharacterized. The record is from RefSeq and is a predicted model, not a curated record. The transcript has 2 exons. The coding region runs from base 1 to 696 and encodes 231 amino acids. Lineage: Eukaryota; Metazoa; Arthropoda; Insecta; Coleoptera; Silphidae.